AUCUAGGCGUCAAUUGAUACACUCCAGCAUCCAACUCACCAUCUCCUCCUGUCCUCCCUCGCGGGAAUCACCUCACCUAGCUAGCUUGCGAGUGACACGUCACCCACACGCACGCACGCACGUACGGCGCGGACAUGGCGAAGCUCGCGCUCGGCCACCACCGCGAGGCCACCGACCCCGGCUGCCUCCGCGCCGUCGUCGCCGAGCUCCUCCUCACCUUCCUCUUCGUCUUCUCCGGCGUCGGCUCCGCCAUGGCCGCCGCCAAGCUGGGCGGCGGCGGCGACACGAUAAUGGGGCUGACGGCGGUGGCGGCGGCGCACGCGCUGGUGGUCGCCGUCAUGGUCUCCGCGGGGCUGCACGUCUCCGGCGGCCACAUCAACCCGGCCGUCACGCUCGGCCUCGCCGCCGGCGGCCACAUCACCCUCUUCCGCUCCGCGCUCUACGCCGCCGCCCAGCUGCUCGGCUCCUCCCUCGCCUGCCUCCUCCUCGCCGCCCUCACCGGCGGCGAGGAGGCCGUCCCGGUGCACGCGCCGGCGCCCGGCGUCGGCGCGGCGCGCGCCGUGGCCAUGGAGGCCGUGCUCACCUUCUCCCUCCUCUUCGCCGUCUACGCCACCGUCGUCGACCGGCGCCGCGCCGUCGGCGCGCUCGGCCCGCUCCUCGUCGGCCUCGUCGUCGGCGCCAACAUCCUCGCCGGCGGGCCCUACUCCGGCGCCUCCAUGAACCCGGCCCGCUCCUUCGGCCCGGCCCUCGCCGCCGGCGAAUGGGCCGACCACUGGAUCUAUUGGGUUGGGCCUCUUAUAGGUGGGCCUUUGGCUGGGCUGGUUUAUGAGGGCCUCUUCAUGGGCCCGCCCGGCCAUGAGCCGCUUCCUAGGAAUGACGGCGACUUCUAAGUUAAUUAGGCCUUAAUAAUAACUUUGAUCUCGAGCUAGUAAAAAUAAUGAAUGUAUGAGAAGUGAUUGGUUUUUAGGUGCAUGUAAUUUCUACUCGUUUGGAUUAUUGAAUAAGAAUUUUAGGUUAAAUAAUUAGCAUUUGGGCUAGAUUUGGUUCUGGGUCAAGCCUUCCAUUGGUUGGGCUAAGAAUGCUUAAAAGGGCAGGUCCGGCUUGGACUGUGAAAUUGGGCCGUCUUUAUCACUCUCUAUUUGAGUUUCCUGUACUA
Oryza sativa Japonica Group (Japanese rice) is the source of this 1156-nucleotide messenger RNA. RefSeq names its product probable aquaporin TIP4-3. Gene Ontology annotation, cellular component: membrane. NCBI's taxonomy places the organism in Eukaryota, Viridiplantae, Streptophyta, Magnoliopsida, Poales, Poaceae. Gene Ontology annotation, molecular function: water channel activity. The record is from RefSeq and is a predicted model, not a curated record. Gene Ontology annotation, biological process: water transport; transmembrane transport.